UGCGCCAUAUUUGGUUUCCAGUUUGGGCUAAGUACAACCUACUCAAGUAUUUAGCCUCAGUAGGGCACCAAAAUAAGGACAAAUUCCUGAGAGUCUUUUCCUUUUCUGCUUCUUCUUCACGACGCUUUAUAUCCCUUUUUCUUUGUUUUGUUUUCAAUUUCACAAAUAAUGGCUAUUAAGAAUGAAAUUAUUACUUCGACAGAUUUGGGUGACAACGAAAUUGGGAAUAUCAGCACUUGGAGCAUUCCCAAAAUGAUUUCUCUUGUAAAAUCCACUUUUCGUUCCAACGAUUUCGCCAUGGUAGAAAAGGAAUUUUUGGCGAGAGAGCAGAAAUCAAAGCUGGAAAUCGAGUCACUGAAACAGGCAAAGGAUUCAUUUUCCUACAAAUUCGAAGAAGAGAGGUUGGAAAAAAUGGGUUUUGCGGAUGAUCUGAGGAAAUGCAAGAAAGAAUUGGAGGACAUGAGGGGUGAGGUUUCGAAGUUGCGGGAAGAAAAUAUGGUUUUGAGGGAAAGAGGAAAGUCUGCUGAGGAAAGGUGUAAUAGAUUGUCGGAGGAAGUGAAGGGUAUGUAUGAGAAACAACACGAAAUUAUAAAUUUGAGAAGCAAGAAUUGCGAGCUUGAAAAUGAGAAAGCCAAAGCUGAAUCUGAGUUGGAAAUACUGAGGAAGAGAUUCGAGGAGUUGGAUAAGAGGGUUUUAUGUUUAGAGACUGGUUUUAAUACUCUACAAGAUGAAGAUGAUUCCAAGAACAACAAUAGGAUUGGGGGAGAAAUUGGGGUUUCCGAAAAUGGGAGGCUAAAACCUAUUGAAGCUAACGGUUAUUCACCAAAUGCUGGGAGUUGGAGACCUCCAUCUCAAAACGUUGUUGAGAUUGUUGAUAUCGAUAGUGAUGAUGAUUGUGCACCAGUAGAAAAUCCGAGUGUGGAAACUGCGACUCCAACUCUCAAAAGAAAACAAACUUCAACUACAGAUGUAGGUGAGGGUGAAAAUGGUAAUAACGAUGCAUUAUCUGAGAAGUUAAGGAUGAGGAAACGUCAAGAGCCUAUUUGCAGGCCUAAUGGUUGUCCUGUUAAUCAUUGCUCAACGACAACAAUUGUUUCUGAUAUCAAUGAGGUUAACAGAGGCUCUGCCACACCAAGGGAAGAUGUUAUGGAUUCAGUACAGCCUGAACAUCGAACGGAGUCUGAGCAUAGGUCUGGGGAUCUUAUCAAUGGCUUUCCUUUGGCUGGGCUUUGUUUCUCCGAGGAAAGUUCUGUUUCCUCUGAUACUGACUCUGAUGAUGACAGUGAUGGAUUUAUUUCCAUCAACCAUUCUCAGCCUGCACCAGAGGUUCAGAAGGAAAACAAAAAUUAGCCAUUGGAAAUGGAUGGCUACUUUCUGUUUUUAGAUAUGAGAACCAAACAAGAAGUUUGUCACAUUGUGCCAAUUGACAAUUUAUCUCCGGUGCACACAGGUAUUGCUACAGAAGCUAUUCCAAUAUCUCCUCUGCCCUUUCUUCUUUAUGUUCAUUUUAGUAAAGGUGAUGAUGAGAUAGUUUCGCUUGAUGGCUUGAAUAUGGGUUCUCAUUGAAACUAGUUACAUGCAUAAGAACCAUUAUAAAGAAAGAAAGAGAGAUGUAGAGUGGAGUAGAGGUUGAUUCUUGAUUUUUUCUAACAUUAAGUUUGAUGAUCCAUGUAUAGAUUUGAACCUUUGUACUCUUCUUUAUGAUAGCAUGACAUAAUAUUUCCUUUUGGCAUGAAA
Molecule: messenger RNA, 1737 nt
Organism: Gossypium arboreum
Lineage: Eukaryota; Viridiplantae; Streptophyta; Magnoliopsida; Malvales; Malvaceae
Exons: 2
Coding region: 169-1350 (393 amino acids)
Source: RefSeq, a predicted model, not a curated record